CCACCUCUCUCUCUCUCUUCAGCUCGACUCCCCAUCUCUCUCAAUCUCUCUCCAUCUCGACUCCCGACAAAAACAAUCCCAUCCUCAACUCCCCAUCUAUCUCCCUGUCGAUCCUCGUUUGGCUGAGCGGUGGUCCAAGGCCCUCCCUAUUCACGAACGCGAGGAAUUAUGUCGGAUUUUAGUGGUUCAUCAUCUUCAGUUCAAGGAAGCAAUACAAGGAAGAGACUUGAAUUAAAUGAAUAUAAACAACCAGUCGGAGAAAUAUCAGCGCCUUUCAACACAUUUUUAGGGCAACUUGGCAGGACACACUGUCCAAUUUCAUUUGCUGAUUGGCGCAAAGUGCCUGGUGCAAUUAAAGAUAAUAUCUGGUCUAUGGUUUUAGCCACAUACGACAUCGAUGAUGAGUUAAAAGAAUAUGUAUUUUCGAAAGUAAGCAAAGCUUGGAAGGUAUGGAAAUACAAUCUGCGAAAGGAAUAUGAUAAAUUUGAUAAUGAUGUAGAAAGAAUAAGAAAUUGUCCCAUUGGUGUAAAGCAAGAGGAUUGGGACAUUUUCAUUAAUUUACAAUCCACAGAAUUAUUAAUCAAUCUUCGUAAGAAGGGAAAGACUUCCAGAGCACAGGUGAAAUGCCUUCACACGACUGGAAGACGAGGUGCUGCUAGGACAUUAGAGAAAAUGCGAAAAGAAAAUCCAAAUACUAUCAUCACCAGAACCGACUUGUUUGUUGCCACUCAUAUCAGACCUGAUGGGUCUUACCCAACACAAACACAUCUUGAAACAGCAGUGAGAAUAAUUUUUUAG
This is a messenger RNA of Magnolia sinica, 798 nucleotides long. RefSeq lists its product as uncharacterized. NCBI's taxonomy places the organism in Eukaryota, Viridiplantae, Streptophyta, Magnoliopsida, Magnoliales, Magnoliaceae. The coding region runs from base 169 to 798 and encodes 209 amino acids. The transcript is spliced from 4 exons. The record is from RefSeq and is a predicted model, not a curated record.